Messenger RNA from Corapipo altera (White-ruffed manakin), 1449 nucleotides. RefSeq names its product estradiol 17-beta-dehydrogenase 11-like. The coding region runs from base 121 to 1020 and encodes 299 amino acids. Lineage: Eukaryota; Metazoa; Chordata; Aves; Passeriformes; Pipridae. Gene Ontology annotation, cellular component: lipid droplet. The transcript has 7 exons. The record is from RefSeq and is a predicted model, not a curated record. Gene Ontology annotation, molecular function: oxidoreductase activity, acting on the CH-OH group of donors, NAD or NADP as acceptor.
GGACAGGACGAGCAGUGAGCGCUGAGACGGGCGCGGGCAGCUGGUAAAUCAACAACCCACGUCCCCGUCAAAAGAGAUAAAAGUUCAGUUCGGCCAUCAAACGACCCUCGGAAAAAAACAAUGAAUCUGUUUGUGGAAACUUUUCUGUUCCUGGGCACGCUCGUCUACUCCUACCUGGAGGCUUUUGUGAAGCUGUUUGUCCCCGUGAGGAGGAAGUCUGUCAGCGGAGAGCUUGUGCUCAUCACGGGUGCUGGCCAUGGCGUCGGCAGAGCGACCGCCCUCGAGUUCGCCAAGCGCCAGAGCAGGCUGGUCCUCUGGGACAUCAGCAAGCACGGCGUUGAGGAGACGGCAGCAGAAUGCAAGGGUCUGGGGGCCACUGUUGAAACCUUCGUGGUGGACUGCAGCAAACGGGAGGAGAUCUACAGCGCUGCAGAGAAGGUGAAAAAGGAAAUUGGGGAUGUGACCAUCCUGGUGAACAAUGCUGGUGUGAUCACAGCUGCAGACCUGCUCUCAACUCAGGACCAUCAGAUAGAAAGAAUGUUUGAAGUCAACAUCCUGGCUCACAUGUGGACGACAAGAGCUUUUCUGCCAGCCAUGAUGAACAACAACUAUGGGCACAUUGUCACGGUGGCUUCGGCAGCAGGUCAUUUUGGGACUUCUUUCAUGGUGGCUUAUUGCUCAAGCAAGUUUGCUGCAGUUGGAUUUCAUAAAGCUCUGACAGAGGAACUGUCUACCCUGGGAAAGGACGGAAUAAAAACCACGUGCCUUUGUCCGGUUUUUAUAAACACUGGAUUUGUCAAAAACCCCAGUACAAGGAUUGGAAAGAUUUUGGAGACUGAAGAGGUUGUAGAGGCUCUGAUGGAAGGAAUAGUGACCAACCAGAAAAUGGUUUUUGUUCCACCACAGCUAAAUAUUGCUUUGCUUUCUGAAAUGGUGUUUCCAGAACGUGCCCUGAAUGUUCUGAAGAAGCUCACGGUUCCAAAGUUUGAUGCAAUCAUUGGGCAGAGAAGCACCCAGUGAAGCCAAGAAUUGAUUCUCGUUUUGCAGUGGCAUGAGUGAAAACAACGUGUGCUGAGGGUAGUUCAGCUGGUUUGAUACAGAACUAAGACAGGUGCUUCCAGGCUACCAUUUCCAAGCACACAGGAGGGUUUAUCCCACACCUGCAGCAGGAAUAUAUCUGCAUAAUAUGAAAUGUUAGCAAAGCAGAGAUGCUUUGCUAGAAAGGCUGCUUUGAAUGUAUGUCACAUCGCCUCUGUCUCGUAGUGUUGAGGCAGACAGGAAUUCCCACAAAGCCUGUAUUUGGGACAGCACAGCUGCCUAUUUGAGUGCCAAGGGAUUGCCUGAAAAUAUGUUAACAUGGACUCAUUCCUGAGCAAAAGCGUCUUGCAAGAAAAAGUUUAUACAGCAGGUAGGUGGCCUGUUUCACCUCAAUUUAUCUUUUAAAUGUAA